Messenger RNA from Lethenteron reissneri (Far Eastern brook lamprey), 646 nucleotides. Its product is annotated as collagen alpha-1(VI) chain-like. Lineage: Eukaryota; Metazoa; Chordata; Hyperoartia; Petromyzontiformes; Petromyzontidae. The record is from RefSeq and is a predicted model, not a curated record.
AAUGCUCCGAGUGGUAUAUUGGUGUCAUCGUGCGGUUGUUGAUCUCUGCUUUCAGGGCACAAAGGGGGAGCAGUGGGGACGGGGAGUCCCAGGGAUUCGAGGGGAGUCAGGCGACAAGGGGGAAGAGGGGCCUCUGGGCCCAAAUGGGCAUCGUGGUCUUCCAGGAUCCAUCGGCCAGCUGGGUCUACCAGGCAUAGAGGGAGUGAAGGGCUUCAAAGGAGAGGAUGGACCGCAAGGAGAUGAGGGACCCAAGGGAUUGCAAGGCCCUGUGGGAGACCUUGGACAAAAAGGCCCACCAGGAGACAUAGGUGAAAAUGGGACUGCUGCUGUGGGGUUGAUGGGGCCUGCUGGCUUUCCUGGAUCAACGGGAGAAUUGGGAGAAAUUGGCGAAAAGGGUCCCAAAGGCUUCAUUGGGCAUCAGGGGGACGUAGGUGACCCUGGAGAUGAGGGGGACCCGGGUGAGGAAUCAGGACAACAGGGAAUGAUGGGGCCCAUGGGCUACCCGGGGCCUGAAGGCCCCUUGGGUGAUAGAGGACUACCAGCACCACCAAAGUUGGACGAAUGUGACAUGUUGAACAUCAUCAAAGAGAUGUGUUCUUGUUGUGGUAAGUACCUUACUAUUGCAUUUUUUAUCAUUCCAUUAUAA